AUGGAUAUUGACAUGGAUGUCGAUGACCAACCUUCUCCACCUUCCCCACCCGCACCUAUUUUGAGCUCCAACAACGCCGCCAGACGGUCUCACUACAACUACAUUGUCCCAGUCGACGAUAACCAUCCAUUCGAUCUCGAUUCCUAUAUUGGGAAUUACAGUGGACGAACAGCAAUAGACAGGCUAAUCCGAAUCGUAUCUGUUUGUCCAGGUGUCGCCGUCGAUGCUUUCAAUUUGGCUAUACAACACAUCCAUCAGUCUCGCGAUCCUUCUUUGUAUCAACCUCUGUGUAACGCGUAUGAGUUGGUUUCUUCGUAUCCUGGAGUACAGCUACCAAGUAUGAAUGAGCUUCAUGGGCUUGAUACGAGGUGGGUGGAUGAGGUGGUGAAGAGGAAUCAUCAGGAGAAGGUCAAGUUGGAGGGAGAGUUGAAGACGUAUUCGAAUAAUAUGAUUAAGGAGAGUAUCCGGCUGGGACAUCGCGAUCUAGCAGAGUUUUAUCGCUCAGUUGGAGAUUAUCCAGCAGCACUGAAGCACUGGACAAAGUCUCGUGAGUUUUGUACUACCAGUCAACAUGUUCUGGAUGGGUGUAUUUCCAUUCUCGAGCUCCUUAUCGAACAACGAAACUACGCUCACCUCCCCACAUACGUGUUCAAAGCCGAAUCCUCACUCGAAGGUGCCACGGCAUCUACAAUCAAGGAUAAAGAUGGUGGUUCUGGAAAUAGAAAAAAUUCCUCAACGAUAGCUGACGUCGACGUCCUUCGGUCAAAACUUGAUUUUGCGAAUGCGUUAUCGCAGUUGAGCCAGGGCAAUUAUGAGCGUGCUGCGUACUUUUUCUUGAGGAUGGGUACCGGGACAAGUGGUUUGGGAGAUUGGUUUGGGAAGCUGGUCUCUCAAGCGGAUAUUGCAAUUUAUGGAUGUGUCUGUGCCCUGGGAUCCUUGUCACGAUCGGCAUUCAAAGUCCAGGUGAUUGAAAACCUAUCCUUCGGCGCCUACAUUGAGCAAGAGUCGUAUGUACGAGAAGCUGUGGAGGCGUAUAUGGGAAGUAAUUUCAGGGCUGUGUUGGAAACGCUCAGUCGGAAUAACACCCGGCACACCAUUGACAUUCACCUAGCGCCUCACAUUGAAACUCUGAACUCGCUUACUCGCUCACGUCUGGUGACCCUCUAUUUCACUCCGUUCAGCAGCAUUAAACUAGACAGGAUGGCUGAUGCGUUUGGAUGGUCUGUAGAGGAAACAGAGGAAUAUGUUGUCGGGCUGAUUCGGAGCGGGGAUAUCAAGGGAAGAGUGGAUAGCCAGGGGAAGAUCUUGCAGGUUAGAUCAUCAGAUGGGAGGGCGGAGUUAUUUGUGAAUGCGGUGAGGAAGGGGUUGGAGAUGCAACAAGCGAAUAAAAAAAUGUUGUUUAGGAUGAAGUUGCAACAAUUGGAUGUUGUUAUUAAGGCUCCGAAACCUCAGCAGGGUGGUUCGAUGAUAGAUGUAGCGGAUUAG
Marasmius oreades (fairy-ring Marasmius) is the source of this 1485-nucleotide messenger RNA. RefSeq lists its product as uncharacterized. The transcript has 7 exons. Gene Ontology annotation, cellular component: COP9 signalosome. NCBI's taxonomy places the organism in Eukaryota, Fungi, Basidiomycota, Agaricomycetes, Agaricales, Marasmiaceae. The record is from RefSeq and is a predicted model, not a curated record. The coding region runs from base 1 to 1485 and encodes 494 amino acids.